Messenger RNA from Eurytemora carolleeae, 736 nucleotides. Its product is annotated as 60S ribosomal protein L18a. The record is from RefSeq and is a predicted model, not a curated record. Gene Ontology annotation, cellular component: cytosolic large ribosomal subunit; ribosome. The coding region runs from base 95 to 643 and encodes 182 amino acids. Gene Ontology annotation, biological process: translation. Gene Ontology annotation, molecular function: structural constituent of ribosome. NCBI's taxonomy places the organism in Eukaryota, Metazoa, Arthropoda, Copepoda, Calanoida, Temoridae. The transcript is spliced from 4 exons.
UUCAGGAAUUCCUCAGUACAAAUGUUCAAAAUAUUUCAUUGUGAAUUGUUUAUGAUACUCAUUUUACAAGUCGCCUAAAGUAUUCCUUCAAAAUAUGUAUAUUUCAGAGAAAAUGAAGGCGAAGGGAACCUUGAAGGAGUACACUGUGAUCGGGCGCAAGCUCCCCACAGAAGUUGAACCCGUCACUCCUCUCUACAGGAUGAGGAUCUUCGCCACCGACCCUGUCGUUGCUAGGUCUAGGUUUUGGUAUUUCCUCCGUCAGCUCCGUAAGUUCAAGAAGACUACUGGAGAGAUCGUCUCCGUUGAGGAGAUCAGGGAAAAGAACCCUCUGAAGAUCAAGAACUUCGGAAUCUGGCUCCGUUAUGAUUCCAGAUCCGGAACCCACAACAUGUACAGGGAGUACCGUGACCUGACCGUCAACGGAGCCAUCACCCAGUGCUACCGUGAUAUGGGAGCCAGGCAUAGGGCCCGUGCUCACGCCAUCCAGAUCAUCAGAUGUGAACCUGUCGCUGCCGGCAAGUGCCGUCGUCCCCUGGUAACUCAGACCCACGACUCCAAGAUCAAGUUCCCUCUGCCCCGUAGGGUUCAGAAGCAGGGUGGAGCUAUGGUGCAGGCCAACCGUCCCAGCACAUACUUCCAGUAGAUAUACAUUUCCCUGGAACUCUCUGUAACUUGAAAAAUAAAUAAAUUUUGAAGAAAUUCAAUCCCGAAAAUUUAUUUGCUGAAUUUUUUCAGA